AUGACGACGAAACCUCCAAGUGAAGCAGACAUAAUCUUCAAUCGCGCCAACAUCGCGCUCGCCCGCAGCCAACGCCUCGUCGCAUCAUGGCUUCCGCCGCGGACCACGACUACAUCCACCGACUCCGGCGCCGAGAAUAAACAAGACGAUGACGAUGAGAUAUUCACUGCUGUUCCUGAACGACUCGGUCUCGGCGCCCCCGUCCCCGUCAAAGAUGCGUUUAAUACUCUGAAUAGCUCCAGCAGCAACAAUAAAUUGGAUGAUAAACUGAGACAGAGAUUGCUGGGACGGAAUGCGAAGAAGUUUAUGCAGCAGCAACAACAGCAGAAACAACAAGCAGCUCAGGCGCGAGGAAAGACGGGGCAGGACGAUGCUGUGAAUGCACGGCCGAAAGAGGCUGAGGAUGAGGAGGAUGAUGAUGAGGAAGGAAGGACGUCUUUGGGGAAGAAGAAGCAGACACAGCAGAAAACCAUGAAAGUCGAAGUAGAAGAGCAUGAGGAUAUAGACAACGUCGAGACGAAUACGAAUAUCGACCAUAGCGCUGAACCGCAAAUACCUACUAUACCUACCAUACCAUCCAACAAACGCAAAAAGACGGGCAAGGUCAGCUAUUUGGACGAAUUAUUACAAGAUCGGAAAAAAAAGAAGAAGAAGCGGGUGGAAUGA
Messenger RNA from Talaromyces amestolkiae, 666 nucleotides. RefSeq lists its product as uncharacterized. The record is from RefSeq and is a predicted model, not a curated record. NCBI's taxonomy places the organism in Eukaryota, Fungi, Ascomycota, Eurotiomycetes, Eurotiales, Trichocomaceae. The coding region runs from base 1 to 666 and encodes 221 amino acids. The transcript has 2 exons.